Molecule: messenger RNA, 2398 nt
Organism: Chlamydomonas reinhardtii
Lineage: Eukaryota; Viridiplantae; Chlorophyta; Chlorophyceae; Chlamydomonadales; Chlamydomonadaceae
Exons: 4
Coding region: 423-1439 (338 amino acids)
Source: RefSeq, a predicted model, not a curated record
GUAGAUAGACACAUGUGAAGUCAGAUGCUUUGAAAUGUCAGCAUUAUGCCUACGAGCAAGGCGACGCGGCCCAGUAGCGGCCCGCCUUCGCGGUCGUACUGGUAACCGGCGCGCAACGAUGUAUGUGCGUACCCCAACUCGCUCAAGUCGACAGUCACUGUUUCUGCAAACCUUAGACCAGCCAGCUUGCCUGACCCGUUGGCAAGUGGUUACCCCCGCGCGUCUCCCCCUCGCGUUGGACGUCUUUGGCAAUCUGCGCUAAAACAGCCUGCGACAAGUAUCGUAGUGGUCAGCCCGAGGAGCAUACUGUUACGAUAAGGUACAUAAAAGAGGAGAGAAAUUCGCCGCGGCGCGAGGUCAUAGGCGUGUGAACAUACGGUGUGUCGCGAUUACGUUGCGCCUCGCUGACGCUUACGGGUCGAAUGUCCAGCGGGCUCUCAACGAAGCGAUAUGUAGAUUCAUCAUACAUGGGCCGUUCUGGAGCUCUCAACGGUGCCAUAAUCAGCCUUGGAAUAUCCGUUUCCGUUUGGCUGAAGAUGAAAAGCUCUCAUCGGGCCCUGUGGGCCUCUGCCGUGUUGGCCAUGGCGGUGCUCGCGUGCGUUGUGCCAACAGCGGAUGCUGCGAAAAAGUCGCCCCCACCUGCGGAUGCGCCACCGCCGGACAGCGGCCAGUACCCCCCGCCCACUGACUGGGUGACUUGGCCGCCGCCGGUGGAGGAGCACGGACAUCACUCGCCCUCGCCCUCGCCGGAGGAUUCGCCGUCCUCAACGCCCAUCCCGACGCCAGACAUCUUGGAAAACCGCGACCUGCCCUCUCCCUCGCCUGAGGCGGAAGACUCGCCGUCUCCUUCGCCUGACCUUGAGGACUCGCCUUCCCCCUCUCCUGAGCCUGAGGUGGAGUCCCCGUCCCCGGAGACUGAGACUGAGUCCCCGUCUCCCUCGCCCGAGCCUGAGGUUGAGGACUCCCCCUCUCCCUCGCCUGAGCCUGAGGUUGAGGACUCCCCCUCUCCCUCGCCUGAGCCCAUGGACGAAUCCCCGGCGCCAGAGCCGUCCCCCGAGCCCGUUCCCAGCCCCGAGACCCCCUCGCCCGCGCCGUACUACGGCGCCUACCCCUCCCCCUCCCCCUAUUACGGCGGCUACGGCAACUACGGCCCCAGCGUGCCAACGUACGGCAGCAGCCCCUCGCCCGCGCCUUCGCCGUACGGCGGCUACGGCGGUUACGGCGGUUACGGCGGUUACGGCGGUUACGGGUCGUAUGGCGAUGAUGAUGAGGAGGAGGAGGACCCCAUGUCUGCCGCGCGCCGCCUGAUGCUGGAUGUGCCUAACCAGGGUGCGGGGCGGCAGCUGUCUGGUGAUGCCGUUGACCUGCUGGCAGGCGGGGAGGAGGCGGAGCUGGAGGAGCGUUCCACUCGCGUCAGCCGCCGCCUGCUGCGCAUCUAGUAGACCCGUGCGCCACAUGGGUAGAGCAGCUCUCCGGCGCCGUCAAUGCGCUGGAAUGCGCACUCAGGCCGGAGCUGGCGGCGGCAGCGUGCGUGUUGCGUGCGCGCCGCCGGUGGGCUGUGGCGAAUGUGCGGCAGCAUACGGACUCCGUCAGGAACAGCAAGGACAGCCCCGGCCCAGGGUCUGGGAAACGGAAACCCUCUAAAACCAGGUCCUGUUAUGCGGUUGUGGAAUGACCAACGCAAGGAUGGACGCGGCUGUAUGGCUAGACAGGAACUACCGAGACCGGAGCGAGCAGGAGUGCUUAGUGCUUAGGCAGGUGUGUGACUCAGUCUUUUGUGACGUUGCUCAACUGUAGUUAGUGACGCCAUGUAUGGUAUUACGUUCAUGGACGAUUGAUUCAAACCCGUAACCGUGUGACGUUGACUAAGUUCGUGUGCGUGUGCGUGCGCGUCGCGACUGUGACUGCUAUUAUGAUUUACUGCAAGGGGCCAACAGCAGGGGAAAUGGGCACGCAGGGCGGCUUUGCGGCUUUUGGCUAGCUACUAUAUGGCAGGAUUGCGCUUGCUUGAUAACGCGUUGAUUGCACGCGUGAGGUUGGCGGCUGGCUAGCUGUGUGAAGAUUGCGCACACUUUGGCGGCAAUUGGCAGUGCUACAAAAGGAAGCAGGUAGUGACCAGGGCUGUGCAGGUGACUUUUGGGAGUUGUAUUGUCAGUGCUGUUUAGGGCAGCAGCGCGGCUACCCGUCAGGGCGUGGAUUCCCUAGGUAGGACAGAAGGCAGCCAGGCCUGGAAUAACCGCGCCAAAGGACAGAGGCAACCUGCUCCAGGUACUAGUGCACGUGAACACACACAUGUUCGUAUUGCAAUUGCAGCGGGCCGGAUGAGCCUGAGCACCCCUGAGCCUGAGCACCCCUGAGCCUGAGCUCGCGACCCGAAGUCGUGUAACACAUGCCGAGC